This is a messenger RNA of Musca domestica (house fly), 314 nucleotides long. RefSeq lists its product as uncharacterized. The transcript has a single exon. Bases 75 to 245 code for a protein of 56 amino acids. NCBI's taxonomy places the organism in Eukaryota, Metazoa, Arthropoda, Insecta, Diptera, Muscidae. The record is from RefSeq and is a predicted model, not a curated record.
GAAACACAGCCUUAGUUCUACAUCCUCGGCCGUCUAAAAAUCAACUAAUAAUUUAAUCGAUCUUUUGAAUAAAAAUGCUGUCUUCAAAGUUUUUUGCUAUCAUGGCCAUGGUGAUCUCCAUGAUCUUGUUUAGUGCACCAGCAGCUGAGGGAACCUUCCUGGUAUUGGCCUGUUUACUAAGAUCGCCAUUGUGUCCUUUCCGUACUACGACAACUACAACAACCACAACUGAAAAGAAGACAUAAUUUUGAAAAUUAUAAUUUUGCAAACAUUUUAUUUGAGAAAUAAAUAACAAUGUUUUAAAUCGGCAAACA